This is a messenger RNA of Seminavis robusta, 13227 nucleotides long. Lineage: Eukaryota; Bacillariophyta; Bacillariophyceae; Naviculales; Naviculaceae. The record is from the annotation of a GenBank genome assembly.
AUGGAAUCAGCGUCGUCCGCGUCCUUGAAAGGUUCGGCGCAGGUUGUCCAUGGUAGCAUGAAUUGGGAGCCUGUACGAAAGCGCCUUCUUGGGUCUGACCUCAGCGAUGCGCUCAAGGCAGCAUCUGAGUUGCGAGAAGGGAUUGAAAUUGUCCACACAACCGAGUUCCCGCUGAUGCUCUCGGCACUGCUGCCCGCUUUUUCCUCGAUAUUGGCUCAGAGAACUCGCCCUAGCCCAGAUGUAUCCUCCACUGAGAACAAGCUAAGAAGAACAGUUCUGGAAAUUAUCAGCCGAAUGCCCAGCAAUGAAGUCCUGAGACCACAUGCACCCCAUCUAGUGGCACUCUCCAUCAGCAUUCUCAACACAGACUACGAAGAAAAUGCGCUGCUGGCAUCACGCAUCAUUUUUGAUUUGUACAAGGUUUACCGAUCCUUGCCUCAAGAAUACGUCCAACCGUAUCUGGAUUUUGUCAUUUCUUCCUACAGGUCCCUGCCCAUGGCCAUUCAAAGAAACUUUGCCCUGCUACCACCUCCUGCCCCCGCUGCUGCCACGACCACAGAAGCUCAAUCUACCACAACCAGCAACGUCGACGAUGCAAAAACUAAUCCCCAGCAAAAUGCUGCCAAAUCUGGGACAGCCAAAACGGAGGCAACGCCCUCCGACAACAACAAUCCACAAGUGUCUUCUCCUGCAGCAGCAUCCACCACAAAGACAACCGAAGCAAAAAGCACUACUCCCGCUGCAGCAUCCACUCCAUCUGCCACGCCGGCUGCCGCCGACCCGGCAGGGACUGCCCAAGCAACACCAACUGCUUCGUUGGUGAAAUCUCCUGAAUCAGCAGUCACGUCCAGCCCCAUGAGUCGUCUCAGUGCCACACCUCCAAGACCUCGUUUGGCUCUUCGAGCCAAUCUGUCGUUUCGUUGUUUAUGUGAACACCCUCUGCUAGUCAUGCUCAAAUUUCAACUCUAUCCAAAUACUCUACCACGCAAUAUUCCAAUUCUUGUCCAAGUCAUGAUGCAAGCCCUCGAUCAAAGGCCACCCUCCAUGCAAUCCUUGGUGGUUCCCCCGAACACAACCAUAGACAGUGACAAUCGACGCCAUUACUUUGCAAAAGCACGUGAGCUUGUAGCUGCUCAGGCCAAGACAUUAUCCUUCCUCACGUACCUACUGAGAGGGUUUUCAAGAGAGCUCAAACCAUACGAAGAGCGACUUGCAGGCAACGUUGUGGCUCUCAUGGCCACCUGUCCCAAAGAAUCAAUCAGUACUCGGAAAGAACUGCUAGUUGCGACCCGACAUUUAUUGAAUAGCGACUUUCGAACAGGUUUCUUUGGCCACGUCGACAAGCUGCUGGACGAACGGGUUCUAAUUGGAUGCGGUAGCCAUCGAUAUUCGGGGCAAGCUAGUCUUAGGCCGCUGGCCUAUACGGCGCUUUCGGAUUUGAUACACCAUGUGAAAACACGCUUGAACAUGUCUCAAAUGUCGAAGGUUGUCUGCAUGUUUUCAAGGAUACUCCAUGAUUCCGCGACUCUCCCGCUUUCGACACAAUACACAGCUGUUAGAACUCUGUUGAGUGUCAUUGAAAUUGUGUUUCAAAACAAAGACCCCAAUCCGCAAAAGGGAAGGGACUUGCUGUUCAACAUCUUAAGUGCAUUAGUCCACAAGCUGGAGACGGUCAAGGAGUACUUGGAAUUGGUGAAGAAAAACGUGGAUGCGUCCUCCAACAAGCCCAAAAGCGACAGUAGCUAUGAACAGAUAGAUCUGGAUUGGACGACCCUGGGUCGGUCUUAUGCGCAGCUUGCGACGGACCACCGUGAAAGUUGUGUGGGGGAAAGAAGUGACGCCCGGGAUAGGAAUUCUUCUUAUGAUGGAAUCUCUGACGCGUCCAACUCUUGGCGGGAUCUCAGGAGUAUGAUUCGGGCAAUCGUGGUUGGUCACAAGACUGUGAUUUGGUACAUCAACAAUUAUCGUAGUCAACGCGAAAAGGAUAAGAGCACCAGAUCGAGGGCUGUUUCGUCGGCAGGAACCAACGAAGAAGUGGCGUCGGCAUUGCAAAAGAUGACAAACUCAGAAAGGGCGCUAAUAGACAAGUACAUUCUUUUGGCUAUUCCUUGCAUGCAGUUCUUGAAGGAUGGCUGGUCAUGCAGCGCUGACCAAAAGACGCAGUCCCUUGCAUCGCGGAAGCAGAGCUCUUCAUCUGACCAAUACCGAGACGUUCUUUCCUACUUUGCGGCUGCGUUUACCACUCUUGACGGAUACGACCUCAAGAGGACACUUGGUCGGCGGCUAGACGUGCUUGUCGAUGCCAUAAUUGAUGACCCAGCGAUGAUGGUGAUCCCCAGACACCUUCUGAGUUCAAACCCAACAACUAGUUACGAGUUUUGCGCUAUCUUGCUGAGGUAUUUGGUGGAUCGUAUGGAUGAAUUGUCUCUAAAAACUUCAAGAGAUAUUUGCUUCAUCGGCCCUCCCAGGGAACGCAACCUGAGAGAAGUCGAAACGUUGAAUCCACAAGUGGAAGAGGCUUUGAAACGUCCAACAGAAGACACUGGAAAAGUCGAAACAAAAGCAGGAACUUACUUGCAGCUCUUUGAGCGGGUGUUGAAAUCCUUGACUCUGUACUCUGAAAAUGAAGCUGCAGUUCGUCCACAUCUACGCGUCAUUGUUGCGACCUGCCUUCGGUCAUCGAUGGAAGAGUCAGACCACUGGCCAGACAGUUACUGCAUGCUGCUUCGUUACGUGUUCAGAUCGAUCUCUGCAGGAAAGUUCGAAGAAUCCUACAAAGAACUACUGCCGCUUAUCCCAGCGGCGCUGAAUGGUUUGUAUCGGGUAAUGAAUGCGACAAAAUGCCGCCUCAUCAGGAACACAUGUGUUGAGUUGUGUUUGACCAUUCCAGCUCGGUUAUCUUCACUUCUCCCCCACAUGAAUCUACUGCUCAGAAUCAUAGUCCAAGCCUUGUCUUCCAGAUCGGGUGACUUGGUCAAUCUUGGCCUCCGCACACUUGAGUUUUGGGUGGACAACCUCAACCCGGACUACCUUUAUCCCGAAAUGUCAAGGCAAACCUCUUUGUUCACGCAACUGAUGACGGCACUCACUUAUCACCUCAAGCCUGCGCCGUACCCCUAUGGGCUCUUGACACUCAGGCUCCUCGGAAAGCUGGGGGGCAAGAACCGUCGGUUUCUCAGAGAAUCCAUGGAUAUCUGUACAGCCGACAAUAUUGAAGAAGUGUGGCGUCCAGCGCUGUCAGUCGAGUGUGCUUGGCCGACUGCUUCUGCUGUCGAAGAGAAAGUAUCCUCAAAUCAAGAGCAAGAUGAGGGCAAGGGCAGCCAUUUUGAGCUUCCUCUUCCAUUGAAUCAUUGCCUGGCAAUGUUGAAACGGUUUGCAGCAAUGGAAGGUGCAACCAAAGCAAACAAGCCACCACAAGAUGCUUCUUCAACCGAGAGUGCCGAGGCUAGUGGAGACGGUAUGUCUCUGGCAGACCCUACCAAACUGUGGGACAUAAACGUCGAAGAUGUUGAUUUUGACUCCUACUUCUCUAAUUUCACCGAGCAAACGAAGCAAGUACAAGCGAAGGCUUGCCUGUCAGUAAUCUUAACGGCGCUUGCAAACAUCCUCGAGGUUAGCGAUGAAGGGGGGUGCUCCUUUAAGUUUCUAGACGAUUCUGACUUUGACCCUAUGGCGACCGACGAAGAUGAAUGUGAUGAGGCAGUCUCCGACCACCGCCCAAGCUCAAAUGAUCACAUUGCUCAAGCGCGGAAUCAAGAGUUGCAAUGCAUCACCCUUUGUGUGCUGUACAGCUGUAUCGUUCCUGACAUGGGAAGUGAACCCGAUGUUCACCUCAAAGGGUUCGCUUCCCACGUGUUUUAUGUUGUUCUUAGCUAUCACCGCUGCUUUCAGAGAAUCGACGCUCAUGGAACGAAAAUGGAUGAUGAUUUCGGUUCGAAGAAUACGGCCGAAACUCAUGAUGAGACUGGGGACAAAAGUGCGGAAGAAGAGAGGCAUGGAUCCCUCACUCCGUUUGGGUACUUCCUUACUGUUGGGCGGCUCUGUGGGACGGUUAAUCCGUUAACCUUCAACAAAGCGCUCAGCGAAUUUCUGGCGUUGGAUUCGCUGCGAUCAAGUGAAGUUGGCUUAGAGGUCGUGAGGCAUCUCCUGAUGUUGGCAAAAGAAACGAAGACAGACACCUCUACAACGGUUGGAGACUCGACAAAACCAUCCCCCGACUCGGUCGAACCUCUUUUCCAGCGUGGCACCCUUGUCUUUUUCGAGAAUCUGUUGAGUCAUCUCUGUGAGGUUUGCUUUUCUCACUCUUGGCACCGCCACGAAGGUGUGCAUGAUGCAAUCUGCAUGAUUUUGGAGGUGCUCGGGAGUUUCUGGGGUCUCAAGUACGAACAAGAGAUCAUGAUGGUUGCCUUCUUUGUUCUCAAGAAUGUUCCACGGGAACUGUCAACAACAUCAAUCAAGGCGUUUCGAUUCUUUGUGAAGCUGUCUUGUCGCCUCUAUGGCCGGCCAAAUGGGAUGAACACAGAAAACGGUUUAGUCUGGGACGCUCUUGCUGUGACGUCUGGCAAGGAGUCGGCACCUCCAAAGGAAAGCGCUGACACGGCUCGAGUCAACCAGAAGAUGCAAAAUCUGUCCCCCUCAGUUCUUCAGAUGGCCCUAUCUGAACUGGCGUCACCAAAGCAGAUUGUGCGGGCCGCGGCGAGGUUCUUGCUGAAGCACUUUAUCCCGGCUGAACCAAGUGACUCAAAAGCAAGCAUCUUUACGAAGCACCUUUCGUUGAUAAGAAGAGUGAUAUUUUCACGGUCUCUUCGGCUUCUUCCCCUACAAGAGCAGGUUUCGUCGGUAGAAGCCUUGGCCUUUAUCGUCAAUCAAGCUAGCUCCACUCUCCCACUCACUGAUUCACACCAACUCGCGUUCCUCUCCGAGCUGUUGAAAAUGUCUUCCGUUGCUGACGGCGAAAUGUCGGAUGCUGCUUUAAGCUACGUUGUUGACAAGAACGGAAAGGCUUCGAGUGGGAAGAAGUCGACCCAAGGCAACCAAAGACAGGAAAAGUCCCCUUCUCACGCGUCUGCCAUCUUCCGUCGCAGAGAGUGUCUCCUGAAGGUUGAAGGAGUCACAUUUGUUAUCCCCGAAGAGCUCCCUGAUGGCGUCCAGCUCCGUGUAUCAUCCAUCUCAUUGUUGCGGUCGGUGAUUAAGGGGCAGCCCCAAAAGUUUUUCGAGUCUCAGUCCCAAACGCCAAUAGGAAAUAUUCGGCCCCACGUUGUCUCGCUUCUGUUCCGCUCGCUGGUUUCAAACCCUGUCCCAGCGGUGGUGGCUGCACACGAAGCUUUGCAUGAAACCUUGACUCUCAGUGCCACGGAGGGUCAAGGUCAAAAGUCCAGAUUGCCGAAGGAGCUUCUUCAGACAUGCAUUCGUCCAGUUCUUCUCAACCUCCGAGAACAUACAAAGCUCUCUGUCCCAUUGCUACGAGGGCUUUCCAGACUCCUUUCGUUGCUUUCUUCUUGGUUCAACAAGACUUUGGGCGAGAAGCUUUUGGAUCAUCUCCAGAAAUGGACCGACCCUUCCUCCAUCAAAUCUCAAAAGAUUUGGACUCCAGGCCAAGAGCCUUGUGUUGCUGCUGCCAUUAUUGAUCUGUUCUCACUCCUGCCACACGCUUCACAGUUUGUGGAGCCACUUGUGAAAACGACAAUCAAACUGGAAGCUUACUUACCAGGAUUCAACGGCCACUUUGUUUCCUCCCCAUACAGACGGCCACUUGCUCGUUACUUGAACAAGCACUGUCAGUAUACCGUGGGAUUCUUCUUUCAACGCUUGAAGGCACCAAUCUACAGCGAACUGUUCCAGCACAUUGUCAGGCUGGACGAAUGCGUCGCACUGCGAUCAUACCUUAGUGGGCGACAGUGUUCUGUAAUGAUGCUCAACUUAGCAAUGGAGCGACCUCUCGCCAUAAUUCGAUCCGAGAAGGCUCCAACUACACCCAGCACAGCAUUGUCAGCAGCGGCAUCGUCGCCAAAACCCGGAUCGAGCACUGUCGAGUUGUUUCAGUUGCAUGGCAUUCAAACUGAGUCCGCUCCUCCAGUUCACCCUGAAUCAAUUCUGAAACAGGAUCUCGAAGUAAAGAAAAAGAAAUUGCAGGCACUGCAGCAAGCAUUCUCUAGAGCAAAAGAAAGUGCACAAAAAGAUCCAAAACAGUAUAAUGCUGCAAAAGCCGCACUGGAUAAGGGAACACGAGACCUCACUGAGGCCAAGCAACGAUUUGCCGCCGAGUUUGGAAAACCAGGGAGCAAAAACGAGUCGGGGUCAGCCUCAUCGACCCUGCGUCCCAUGAACACAGAGAGUCUUGAGCUGCAACAUCAAGGCUUCUCAUUGAUUGGAACUCUUAUUUCGAACGACAGCAAGUAUCUCCAAGAGCACAACGACGUGGUUCGGGCUUUGCGGUGGUUGUGGCGAUCAAAGGGGCGCUAUCUUAGACUCCUCCAUGAAGAGAAUGUGUCUCCGCGAUACCACGAGGAAUCAUCAAUUCUUGUCACAUUCCUGAUGAAAUACGCCCAGUCCUUUCCAAACGAUGUGGACGUCUUGUUUGAGCUAAUUCGAAUCUUCCUCCAACCAUCGACACGGGAUUUUUCGCUGGUCCGCUUCUUUCUCUGUGACACGGUACGAAACUUACAGCUUGCCCAAAAGAAGCAAUUGGUCCAACGCUUUUUUACCCUGUUGGCCGGUGAAUCCACUGAGGAAACGAAAGCUUUCUCGAUUCAGUUGCUAUUGCUACCACUUCUAUCGCCUACUGAUGACGUGCCAGGAGCCAAGCCCACUAAAGACGACCCACCAGAAGAGAAGGAUAAAAUGCAGAUUGACCAGGUGGCAGCAGACACGCAGGCAUUGGUUGAUGCGGGUAUGAUUCAGAAGUUCACAAAAGAAGUUUUGUUUGACAAGGGCCGACCAACGAACUGUGGGGCAGCCUUGGCAGUGGAGCUACUAAGAGUGACCAACUCCAUGUUGACCAUUGCUCCACAACAGAUGAAAGAGUAUCAAAAGGACGUCAUUCGGUUCUGCUGGACUUUCAUCAAAAGCGAGGAUGCUAUCUGCAAGGCCUGGGGAUACAUUGUUGUUGCUCAUCUGAUAUCUCUGUUUGAGACGAAACCAAGUGUAAUUCUCCAAGUGUAUACUGCCCUGCUUCGUUUGCACCAACAAGAGGGCAAGAACUUGGUACGAAAAGCAUUGGGGCUGUUGGUUCCGGCCUUGAAGAAGAGGUUGUCCAAAGAAGACUUCAAGAAGAGCAUUGAAUGUACAAGCAGAAUAACGUUUGAAGACGGCAGUGUCCCGCAGUUGGCACACAUUUGGCACACGAUUGUAGAAAAUGCAGAUGUAUUUGCAGCAGAAAGGGCGACUUUUUUCCGGUACAUGGUCAACUCAUUGAACCGGUUGGGUCUUCCACCCAACUCAUUGCCAGAGAAUAGAGCACUGGCGGUUUCGAUAGUGGACCUGUUGCUUCAGUGGGAUGAAUGGGGAGAACAAUCUGAUUCUGAUCAGAAAGGGACGGGGAGGGGAAGAAAGAGAAAGUUUGCCACGACUCUCUUGGACAAGAGUAUGAUCGAAACAAUCGGCAAUUUCCUCUUGCGGCUCAAGAUUCUUUGUGCAGACCCAAAGGUGGAUGCUGGGGUCCUAAACUUGGACGUACGAACAAUGAAGACCUUUCGUGCGGUACUAAAAAAUUGGGAGAACUGCUUGAUUCGGCCUAUCUAUUUUGAGAAGGUGGUGAACUUGUGCAAAGAAGAAAUGGCGCUGGAGAUAUCAAAUCUGAAGGAGCUUGAGCACGGAGCUGGAAAGGCCAAGUCACCUCGGAGUGUGUCGAUGAAGGCAACACUAUCAACAGCUGAAGGAAAGAAAAAUGAUUCCAAGCUGGUGACUACAGAGAUGUUGUUGGCCUGCCUGGACAUUUUCACGGCUUUAAUGGAGGAAGCGCCCCAAAACAAGUUUCUGGUAGAGAACGGGAGUCUGCUGAAAACAAUUCUUGGAUCAUGUUUCCGACAUGCCUGUUUGAGCGAGGGCUAUCAGUUACACUCCAAGCUGCGAAACUUCACGGUGGGCUUGUACCGAUCCAGUUUGACUCAUAUCGAAAUCUGCACAGAAUUGGUGCCUUUUGUGAACUCGUUGCUCGAAGGCCUGAUAGCAAGACCCGAUGAGUUUAGUUGCAGUUCAUCUGUAAGUGAACAGAGUCGACCUUCUGGGUCUCGGGGCAAAGAAAAGGUGCCGGCGGAGGCCAGUGAUGCGCGCGAUAGUGAGUCACAGCCGAUUCAGUUUGCCCUAACGAUCAUCGAGGAGAUCUGCCAAAUUCGAAAGGACUGCUUUGCUGUUUUCACGGGAGCUCUUCUCUCGCUUGGAUCUCGUCUGUUGAGGAAGCACCUUGCCAGUAUAUCCGCAAAAAAGCGUCAAGGAGCUGGGCAUGCGCAUCAAGCAGGGACUUCGGCGAUCCCUCAUAUGCAUCCCACUCCCACGGAAGGUAUAUUGGACAGUAUCGAGAUAGAGGAUCCAAGCCCCAACAUUCCUGGUAUCGUGGCAAGGCCCAUCACGUCGAAGCAAGGUUUUGCGAACUCAACAUCGCCUCUCAAAGGCUUGGUGACUGUGGUACGCCUGUUCGAGUCAAGCAAUGUGCCCUUCAGUUUAUCGGAGAAUCGAAGAAUGCUGUUUCACAUGCUCAGUAGCAUUCUCGACAACAGUGACGAUGUACGGCUCUUGAUGGCUGCUGUAAAGGUUGUUGGGGACGCGCAACCACUGGCUGAAUUGAUUGCGCACUUUGUCAUAAAGAGUCUACGAAUGGGAAGAGCUCUUGCCAAGUCUGAAGCUGAUGCGGAUGAUCCGUACAGCGAAGAGUCAAUGAUUCGGCGAGCACUUACAGCUUGUCUCUUGACCCCCAAUCGCAAACUCCGCGGUGAACUCUUGUCUCUGCACGCUGCCCAGGCGUCGGGUACGGAAUCCUCUCGAAGUGUCCAAGACAUUCUCUGGCAUCUGCUUCACAGCGACUAUGAAGGCAUCUCAAAUCGCUGCUGGAUUGUCAUUUUUGUGGAAGUUUUGUUGAAGUCAUGCACGACAAUAGGGAGGAAAGGAGAGAGUUCCGAACCAUGGCUGCCGACACCGAAAUGGGACACUUCGUCUGGAGCUGGGAAGGAACUUGCACGGGAAGCUUUGUCCUCGUUUUAUGAUGUUGUUGCGAAAUUGCAAACCACCUCAAAUGCUGUCAUACCGUCGCUGCAAGUGCUUGCCCAUGGGAACACAACCUUGUGCAGCGAUCUCUUCGGCAUACUUCUCCCUGCUGCAUGGGAUGCGCUUCCUAGUGACGGCAUGCGACUUGCCUUUGCACCUGCUCUCGAAAAGUUACUUGCCAAGCCCUUCCAUUCACAAUGUAUGAGACUGAGUAGGGGCAGCCCAAAUGAACAGGCACCAAGUAAUGUUGUUCAACUCCUUCUUGCCGCAGUCGCGAAUCUACGGCCCAGACCAAUGCUGGAUGCGCAUCUGCUGGUCUAUCUGGCGAGCAAUUACAAUUGUUGGUAUCAAGUGCUUGAGCUCCUUGAGCAGCAGUACACCAUCCUCAAAGCCAACAAUGCUGACAUGGGCUCUGGGAAGCCAGCACCUGAAACGCUAUCGGCAAUGUUCCAAUGUUGCCGAAACUUGGGCGACUGGGAGCUCUGGAUGUCUCUUGCCGAUGCGUCGUGUAAAUUACAGGCCUCAAAAAGGGCUAUCUCAUUGGAGCAAAAGGGGGCAUUCGCUGCUUCAGAAGCCUACAGCAAGCUAGUGCAUGGCUACCAAGCAGACGAGCCUCAAGCUCAAAAUCCCAGCGACUUUGAACUAUCAAUGUGGGAGGAGCGCUGGAUCGAACUCCAGCAAGAACUCUGCCAGCGAGGCGUGGUUGCAACCUAUGCCAAGCUGUCUGAGAAUCCACGUUUACAGCUAGAGUCAGCUUGGAAGGCUCAACAAUGGGAUAAAGUCAGAGAGCAGGUGGCAUCGCCAGCUUUAAUCACCGCAAUGGAAGCAGGAGAUCCUAUGGUGAAGAUAUGUGAUGCUCUGCUCUCCGUAGCCAACGGGAAACAUAGCGAGGUCGAAAACAGUCAUGCACAGGCAGCUCAGUUGUGCCUCUACAGGUGGCAGCAGCUACCGAAAAUAUCCCGGGCUAGCUCUUCUCAUUCUGCUUUGCUCCACCAGUUUCAUCGACUUGUGGAGAUACGAGAAUCGGGUCAAAUGAUGGUAGAAACGAGCAACCACUCCUCUGGGAGGACAUUGCCGGAUUUGAAAAACCUCUUGAAUGCAUGGAGGCAUCGCUUGCCAAACGAUUGCGACAAGCUGACCAUGUGGGACGAUGUGUUCACAUGGCGAUCACAUAUGUUCAAUGCGGUGACUCGCAACUUUCACUGGAGCGAACCAAAUACGCUAGCGACGCUACACGACAAACCUUGGACCGCUAUCCGAAUUGCCAAGACAGGCAGAAAGCAAGGAGAGCGAACUGUGGCUCUGCAGUUUUUGAAUAAGUUGACUGGCAAUCGCUCGAUGGACGUAAACGAUGCUUUUCACAAGCUACGCGAACAGAUCCUGAUCUAUGAUAGUGCUGAAUCUGAUUUAGAAAGAACGGGAGGAUUGAAUCUCAUCAACACCACCAACCUUUCGUUCUUUGAUGCAAAGCAAAAGAGCGAACUGUUCCGAUUGAAGGCCGUUUUCCUAGCUUCUCUGGGUUUGAGGUCAAAAUCCAACCAGGCUUUCUGUCAUUCUGUACAAGUAUGUCCAUCUCAUGCCCGUGCAUGGGUCAGCUGGGGAGGGUUGUGCAGCCAUCUGGGCGCACUAACAGAGAAGCAGAUGGAACAGACCGCCGCCAAAAGCGGGUCAGAGCCAAGCAAGGAAACGAGGGCCAACACGGCAAAGAAGGUUGCCCAGUAUCUUGCUCAAAGCAUGGGCUGCUAUUUCGAAGCCAUCCAACUCACCACCGAAGACUGGGCUAGGAUUCAUUUGCCAAAGUGUUUACUUAUGCUGGUGAAAGAUGGCGCAUCACCAGGGGUUCUUUGCCAAACCCUCGAGAACAGAGGGGGGGAGCUGCCUCCGUGGGUUUGGUUAGCGUGGACGCCAUAUUUGCUAUCUUGUCUCUGCCGCAACGAGCGACGCGCAGCAAAGGCCAUUCUUGUUCAGCUUGUGAAACUGUAUCCUCAGGCCGUUUACUACGCUCUGAGGUCCUUCUACUUGGAACGUCGUGACGUUGAGAGAUCUAAGGGAGCCCCGCCCACCCCUGGUGGGCACAUGGGGUCGGUUUCAUACGCAGAAGACAUGAUGUCGACUCUGAGACGGUCUCAUGCUUCCUUGUGGAGCUCACUUGAAUCGAUCCUGGAGGAGCUCAUCGUCAAGUUCCGACCAUCUUACGAAGAAGAGCUUCUUUCAACGAUCACUGCUUUGAUCGAGCGAGCAGACUCUCAAGAUGCGACAAAAGGCGAUGAUGCGGACACCAUGCUUGCUUCAGUGGCCAAGACGGUAGGUAGAAUUGCUGUCAAAUUCUUUCGGCCCACCUCAGAUGGUGGCUCUAGCAGGAACGACGAGAGAGCAAGGAAGACCGCCGAGUUCAAAGUCAGGUACAAAUCCAAAUUCGAAACGGACUUCAAGGUUUCUUCCGAGAAAGAACAGCCGGAAAAGGGGCCACAGCUGAGUCUCGAAGAGUAUUUGACCAUUCUGAAGGGAUGGAGGAGGAGGCUGGAGGGACAAGUUGCUUUGACACCAGUGGAGCUUCCUCUGUUGGAAUCUUCUCGCUCACUCUCCUUGUUUGCCGCGGACGCACCCGAUCUAUGGGCAGGUGCGUGUGACACCACGACUAGCAGCGCCAAGUACAAUGGGCGCCCGCGAAGUCAGUUUGAAACCGAGGGAAGGUCGAAUCAGUCAACCACAUCCUCUUCCGAAGCAGCGGCCAGGAAAGCGGCGACAAAUGCUGCGAAUGCCGUGAUUGCUGCCGCCGCACAAGAAGGUGUCGGUGGGCACUAUGGUGGAGGCUCCUCCAUUGUGGAAAUACCAGGAAUGUAUCCACCAAAUUGUACCUCAACGUCAGACUUGAAGCCGUGUCCUGAGCUACACGCCAAACUUGUGAGCUUCGGGCCAACUAUUAGUGUUCUCCGGCGAGAGCAUCUUGUUCGAAGAGUCAGCCUUUUGGGCAGUGAUGGGUCGACCUAUCACUUCCUCCUGCAGUUUGCAAUUCCCUACUGGACAAGAACAGACGAACGAGUGGCCCAGACGCACUUUGUUCUAGACAAAUUUUUGCGCAAGAAUUGGCGCAGUUUACGGAGGGACCUUUCCCUGGAGCCAACGGCUGUGAUCCCGGUUGCUCAGCGUUUGCGGAUGACAGCCGAUUCCAGCUCACGAAUUUCACUCGACGAAAUUUACAAGCGAAAAUGUCUGGCUGAUGGAGAAGAUCCUAAUGCCGUUGUCAACUUCUUCAAUACUGAACUGGCAAAGGCACAGAGUAGAAAGCAGGAGGAGCAAGAGAACCAACAGACAGUUUCGGCGGACGCUCUACGAGUUGAAGUGCUCAAAAAAGCAUGUGAGAGAACGGAGGAUCAAAUCAUGCUCCAGUACAUGUCUGCAUCCUUGGGCAACCCUGAGGCCGUCUUUAAUUUUCGAAGGUCAUUUGCGGACCAGUUUGCAGCCAACUCACUCUUACAGUAUGUUUUCGCUGUCGUGGAGCGCAAUCCUUCACGUGUUGUCUUCUCGCAAACUAAUGGCAGGGUUCAAAGUCCAGAUUUUCGCGUCUCCUAUAACAACCAAGGUUUCAUUGAGAGCAGAACUAUUCCCUUUCGAAUGACACCAAAUCUCCGUACAUCUCUGGGCUUGCCGUUCUUGAGUGGUCGAUUUGUUACAUCAAUGGCAACAGUUGCAGAGGCAGCGAGAUCGUCCAAGGACGAGCUUGAUCCAAUCUGGCGUCUCCUGAUGCGGGACGAUAUAGUUGCCUGGUACUGCAAGUCCAUGGCCAAGAGUGAUUCUAAGCUUCAGGAGCUAGAGAAGCAGCUGGCCGACAGGGUAUCAAAAAACGUUUAUUAUAUGCAAAUGCGGUUUGCUGAGUGUUCCCUGCGUGAGAGUGGCAGCAAAUCUAGUACCAAGGCAGCAAACACGGCCAAGGAUCCCAUCGACCAGAAAGUGAGAGACCUCAUUGAAAUUGCUUCGAGGCCUGACAAGCUAGCCACCAUGCCAACCAGCUAUCAGGCAUGGCUGUGA